AUGGGAAAUAGUGAUAAAGGAGAGGUGAGUAUUCACCCAAAUAACAAUGAUAUAUGGGUUAGGGGUUUUCUAAUUGAAGAAGGGAUACAUUCGUCAAUUUAUAUGGCUAAAAUGAUUCGACGACCCACACAAGAGUCUCGAAUCAAUGGCUACCACCCUGUUAUGGUCGUAAAAACAACUUAUGCUUUCGAAAACUAUGACUUACUCAAUGAGAAGAAGAUUCUCGAUCUUUUUGUUGGUUGUCCAUACAUUAUUCAAUGCUAUGGAGACGAUACAACUAUCGAUUUUGAUUAUGAUGGUAAUAAAUUUGCAUUUUAUAAUGUCUUCUUGGAAUAUGCGUCUGGUAGGACCUUGGAUAAUUUUAUCAAUAACUCACCUUUGUACAACGAGUCCAAAGAAAUCAAGCGACACAUAAAGUCAAUUUUAAAAGGAGUUGAGUACAUUCAUAAGAAGGGUAUGGUUCAUUGUGAUCUCAAACCCGACAAUAUACUAUUGGUCAAAGAGCGAGAAGAUGAUAACUAUUUUGUAGCCAAAAUUGCUGAUUUUGAAUUGGCAAAGAUGGCUAAUGAUCGAACAAAUCCCACUCCUCCUAGAGGCGCUACAUUUUAUAGGGCUCCUGAAUGUUGGAGUAAACACAAAAUUCAAGAACAAUGUUCGGAUAUUUGGGCAGUGGGUGUCAUUGUUUUAUCUAUGAUUACGAAAAGAAGGAAGUGGAAUGAUAAGUUAACUAGACAUGUUUCAAAAGAGGCAAAAGAUUUUUUGCUAAAUUGCUUUGAAACUAAUCCAUCAAAGAGACCAACAGCAACGAUGCUUCUAAACCAUCCAUUUAUAAUAGACGUCUAG
Cannabis sativa is the source of this 843-nucleotide messenger RNA. Its product is annotated as mitogen-activated protein kinase kinase kinase 20-like. The record is from RefSeq and is a predicted model, not a curated record. Gene Ontology annotation, molecular function: protein kinase activity; ATP binding. Gene Ontology annotation, biological process: protein phosphorylation. Lineage: Eukaryota; Viridiplantae; Streptophyta; Magnoliopsida; Rosales; Cannabaceae. Bases 1 to 843 code for a protein of 280 amino acids. The transcript has a single exon.